This is a messenger RNA of Didymodactylos carnosus, 2736 nucleotides long. Lineage: Eukaryota; Metazoa; Rotifera; Eurotatoria; Philodinida; Philodinidae. The record is from the annotation of a GenBank genome assembly.
AUGCCCGUGCAACAGAUACAGCCUUCAAUAAGUCGGUCAACAUCUGCAAAAGGUGUCGUUCAUCGUUCCGCGAGCAUUGAUUCAGCCAUUUAUGAUGCAGGCGGUGAGGAUUCAGUAGAAGAAUGUAAUGAUGGAGAAGAAGGCGGAGUAGAAGAAGAAAGUUUUGACGAAUUAAUCGAUAAUUCAAAUGAUUCGGGUAAUACAAGAAUAUUAAUUCCUCGAAUAGUAAGAUAUGGAACAAAACGUACACCUAUUUUACUAUUUUCACCCAAAGUUGUCUACGGACGAUGUCCAGAAGCGGAAAAAAUUGGAGAAAAAUAUUGUCUAAGUUUCAAGUUUGUCAAAAAUGAAGCAAAAUUAUUACGAUCGAUAUUGGAAGGUCAUGGUUUCAAAGAAGUACAUCCUUCAAGUCAUGAAUUUAAUAUUAUGUGGACAGGUGGAGGAAUGAAACCAUUUACAUUAAGAAGUUUAAGUUUAUUUCAAAGAGUGAACCAUUUUCCAAGAUCGUAUGAAAUGACAAGAAAAGAUCGUCUUUAUAAAAAUGUACAAAAAAUGCAACAGGAAAAAGGUUCAAAAAAUUUUAAUUUUAUUCCUACUACAUUUUUAUUACCUUAUGAAUUUGAAGAUUUUUGUGGGGCCUUUCAGCGUGAAAAAGGUGUAUGGAUAAUCAAGCCGGUUGCAUCAUCUCAAGGAAAAGGAAUAUUUUUGAUUAAUCAUCCUGAUCAAGUGCCAUUAGAUGAAAAUUUAGUAAUUAGUCGAUAUAUAGAUAAUCCACUCCUUAUUGAUGGCUAUAAAUUUGAUGUUCGAAUCUAUGUAGCUGUUACCUCAUAUGAUCCAUUGGUCGCUUAUCUAUAUGAAGAAGGACUAUCAAGAUGUGAUGAUCCCGAUAUCGAAGAUUUCGGUAAUAAAUGGUCAAUGAGUGCAAUGUUACGUUUAUUAAAAGCAGAAGGAAAAGAUACUUUUGGUUUAAUGAUGUCUAUCGAGGAUGUUAUUGUUAAAACGUUACUCUCUGUAGAAAGUCAUAUAUCAGCUGCAUGUAGAAUGUUUGUACCACACAAAGGAAAUUGUUUUGAAGUCUAUGGUUUCGAUAUACUGAUUGAUGAUGAACUAAGGCCAUGGGUUUUAGAAGUAAAUCUUUCUCCUUCUUUGGGCUGCGAUGCUCCAAUCGAUUUGAAAAUAAAAACUCAUAUGAUAUGUGAUUUGUUAAAUUUGACUGCACUUCCGUGCCAAGAUCCUUGUAUUUAUUCGAAUAGACAUAAACAACAGCAACAACAGCAAACUCAAUCAGAAACAUUAAAAAGAGUAUAUUUUGCCAUCCGUCGUCCAAUAUCCGCUGGUUAUUCUCUUUCGACUUCAUUUACAAAUACGAAUUCUCGUUUACGGGCUACAACUGCUAGUCAUCACAAUCGUUCUCAUCCUCCACCUCAUCGUAGUUCAAACAAUACCCAAAAUCCAUCACGUUCAAAUGAAUAUUUUGGUUUAUCAUCAGAAGAAUCUCGUAUUUUACGUACAGUAAAAGAAGAACAAAAACAUCGUGGUGGAUUUGUUCGCAUAUUUCCAACCUCAGAUACUUAUGAAUUUUUUUCAACUUUUUUUGAACAACGAACGACAUCCUAUAAUCUAAUGCUACACCAACGUUUGUAUCCUGAACGAUGGAUGACAUCAACAGCAAAUUCGAACCAAACGAAUUCAAUUCAGACAUCAGUCAGUGUUGGAGGGAUUAGAAGGACCACAGUACCAAGAGCAAAACAUUUAAGUACGGCUUAUAACUACAGCGGAUGUGAUUUAGAUGAAGCGAUUGAUCGAUAUAAAUACUAUGAGCGAAGAUUAGCCGAUAUUAUCAUACCUCAACCAGAACCAGUACCAGCUCCGCUACCUCCACCACUGCCACAACAACCACAACACGGACCAUCAGCGACACAACAACAAACUACAGUACUUGUACAAGGUAUUAAUAACGAGGAAUCCACAGCAACAGCGAAAUCAAUUCAAGUAACAUCUUUGCCUCGUUCAUCUGCCCCAAGUAGUACAGCUCAUAUUGUUCGAUCACAAUCUUCUCAACAACAACAUGUCAGAACCGAAUCUUCAACUAAACGUUUAACAAAUGUUCAAAUGAUUAAACAACAGCAACAACAUUCACUGGUAGGACAAGGAGAGAUACGACAUUCUAUAUAUGCUAAAACAGAUAUAUUAAAUUAUCUAAACGAAGGAGCCACAUUAACUCCAUUACAAGCUCGAACUGCUUUUUCUACUUAUUUACAACGUAUCCAAUUUCGUCUAAUGCUAGACAGUGAAUUAAAAGAAGAAGCGACUACUACACAACAUAUGGAAUUAGUUAUACGAUUUUUAAAACGUGCUGGUCAAAAUCUUUCUCAACCAUUUCGUGUAGAAAUUCCAUCAAGACGUUUGUCACUUGCUGAUCAAAAACGAAUAUUAGCGAAAGAAUUAUGCGACUUUUUACACUUGUACAAUAAAGAAACUGAUGCACAACGAGGCACACUGGUUCAGUUACAGCCAGCUGCAAACAAACGAAUCUCAUCCGCUUCGACUACUGCAUCGGGUACAACAACUAUUUCAAUAGUAUCAACAGUAUCGUCCACUGCAACAGGGGUUAAUCAGAUCGAUGAUCAUCUCUUUGAAAAUUUUAUUCGAUCAGCAAGUGAAGCAGAUUUAGAAGAAAUGAUGACUGCAUAUAUGAAAACAAAUAAACAAUCAGCCGCCCAUUUAGGUACAUAA